This is a messenger RNA of Daktulosphaira vitifoliae (grape phylloxera), 2105 nucleotides long. RefSeq lists its product as uncharacterized. Bases 351 to 2081 code for a protein of 576 amino acids. The record is from RefSeq and is a predicted model, not a curated record. The transcript is spliced from 2 exons. NCBI's taxonomy places the organism in Eukaryota, Metazoa, Arthropoda, Insecta, Hemiptera, Phylloxeridae.
GAUCUAAGUGCCCAAAAUUGAAAAAUACUUUUUUCUACACCAAAAUGAUCUAUGUGCCCAUCCCAAUACUGUGUAAAGAGAUCUAUCUCCAAACUAUCAAUAAAUUGUUGGUAAAAGCAAUUAUAGAUGGAGCUGUCUGUAUGUCCACGCUUGUCAUUCGCUCUAAUUGAUCUAAGUCCAUUCAUGCUAUUUUUAUUUUUGUCGUUGUUAUUAUUAUUUACGCACAAUGUCGAUAACAGUCAACAUUACAUCAUCAUGGUUUGCAGUUUCUAUAUCAGUCGAUAUUUUAUUGUGUACAAAUAGCUAUCAUUCUUAUUUUGCUCUGUGUUUUGUGGUUUUAUUUUGCGAUCAUGGAUGAAUCUGCUUUUAAACCAUAUGAAAAUUUAAAGAAUAAACGUAAAAGGAAAAUAGAAAGUGAAAAAAGAUUAAGUGGAAAAGAAUACGAAACCGUUAAGAUAAAAACAAAAAUAUCAGGAAAAAAAGCACCUACAAACGAAGUUAUUUGCAAGUGUAAGUUUGGUUGCAAUGAUGUAUUGCACAUUAAAAAAAAGCUCUUCGAGGACUUCUACAAUUUGGGAAUCAACGAACAAGGAAGCUACUUAAUGGGACUUAUGCAAAUCCUACCCAUCCAAAGACGUCGACAUGGAAAUUAUGAUGAUCCGGUAGAAAGUAGAAGGCAAUCAACUAUCAGUUUUACAGUGCCCAAUGGACAUGGAGACCUCAAAAGGGUAUGCAAAAAAACUUUUCUUGACAUUUUUGCUAUCAGUCCUCAAAAAGUGACAACUCUUGUUAAAAGAAAAAAAGCUGGUUUUACUACUUUUAAAGACAAACGCGGUGGGGUAAAAACGAUCAAGUAUACUUCAAAGGACAGGCAAAUGGUUAAAAACCAUAUUAAUAGCUUUCCCAGAGACGAAAGUCAUUACAGUCGGGCCAAGUCAGAAAAAGAAUACUUAAGUCCGGAUCUAAACAUGAACAGAAUAUACUUGGCUUACAAAGUUAAAAAUCCUGAGACAACGAUUUCGUAUAAAUUUUUUCGAUCUGUUUUUUUAAAAGACUUUCCUAAGCUUUCAUUUAAAAGACCAAGAGUGGAUACGUGCAAAACGUGUGAUGCUCUUGAUCUUAAACGAAAGGACAAUAACGUACUGGUAGCCUCAUCAGGUAAGACAGAACUUGAAUUACACCAUCGUAAAGUCGAUGCUGUCACCGAAGUUAUUAAAGCUGAUGCUGCGAAAAGUACAUUACCUGGAAGUCAAACGUGUACUAUUACUAUGGAUCUACAAAAAGUCUACCCACUGCCUAAACUAUCCCAUACUAGCAUGUAUUACAGUCGUCAGCUUUCAUGCUUUAACUUUGGAAUUCAUGUAACAGACACGUCCAAUGGCAUCAUGUGCGUGUGGCAUGAGGGGCAAUCAGGGCGAGGAGGGAACCAAAUUGCCUCAUGUUUAAUGCAAGCUAUUAAUUCAGAACAUCUCUCUUCCUACAAACGUCAUUUAACAGUUUGGAGUGAUAACUGUGCAGGGCAACUUAAAAAUAGGAUGCUUCUUUUCCUUUACAUAUGGUUGGUUGCCAAUGGCACAUUUGAUACGAUUGAACAUAAAUUUUUUAUAUCAGGUCAUAGCUACUCAGCUUCAGAUAGAGACUUUGCUACAAUUGAAAAACGAGCUAAACGAUCUAAGUUAUUCAAUGUGAAUGAUGUAAAAGGUGUUAUUCGCAGCUCUAGACUUGACAGACCGUUCAAGGUUAUUGACAUGGAGAAAAAAACAUUUUUUGAUUUUGACAUUGCCUCUACAAAAUUUUUAGAUACAUCAAAGCUGGGAAUAAGUAAAGUUGCUUGGUUGAAAGUGACAAAAGAUAGCCCAGGAAUCGUUUAUUUUAAGAACAAUUUUAGUUCCCUAUUGCCGUUUCAAACAUGUAACAUUUUUAAACGAGGAAUACAAAUUGAAAACCUUAUAAAUGCAGAAAUUGAAAGUCUUCCGGGUGUAGUGCCACUAAAAGAAACGAAGAAAAAAGACCUCCAAGCUAUGUUACAGUAUUUAAGUGAAGAAAAUAGGUUGUAUUUUGAAAAAAUUUUAAGUGCUUAAACUGUUGGACAUAGAUCAUUUCUG